Molecule: messenger RNA, 2094 nt
Organism: Penicillium maclennaniae
Lineage: Eukaryota; Fungi; Ascomycota; Eurotiomycetes; Eurotiales; Aspergillaceae
Product: putative C6 transcription factor
Exons: 1
Coding region: 1-2094 (697 amino acids)
Biological process (GO): DNA-templated transcription; regulation of DNA-templated transcription
Molecular function (GO): DNA-binding transcription factor activity, RNA polymerase II-specific; zinc ion binding; DNA binding
Source: RefSeq, a predicted model, not a curated record
AUGUCUAUUGAUAGGCAGAAACGUAUGGGGCCGAUCCCCAUUGCUCCGGCUCCUACCCGAGUUGACCCCGACGUAAGCCACAAAGGAGACUCAUUACAGCAUGUGAUGUCGUACACCUGCCGGACCUGUGCCAAAAGAAAGGUCAAAUGCGACAAAGUGGCGCCAAUUUGUUCCAGGUGCCACAAGGGCGGGUUCGAGUGCAUCUUCGUGGUACCACAACCACGAUCUCGGAAAAGAAAGAUAGACGAGGACGUACUCGAAAAGCUAGCCCAAUACGAGCGAAUCUUGCGGAAAAAUGGACUACUGAAUACCGAACAACUGGCCGUGGAAAAUUUGUCAGCUCGGGAAUCGGUAUUGACCAGUCAUGUCAAGCCAGGCGCAUCGAAGACCGGUAGGCUUUUGACUGGCCGGGGAAGAUCAAAAUAUAUCGACAGUCAUAUAUGGUACAACCUCGAAGACGACGGAAUUCAGCACAUGUCCGAUGAUGAGGAAGAAGAUGAAAUGGCUCCCAACAACGCCGAUCUCGCUGGAGGUAUCGCACCGGACCCGUUGACGGGUGCGUUCCUGGGCUGUCAGCAAAACCUCUUUCAUUAUCAUCCAAGUCAUGCAAAUGCCAUGCUGUUGUGGAAAAUGCAUACCGAGAAUGUGGAGCCCAUCUGUAAGGUUCUACAUCUCCCAUCAACUGCAGAGAUGAUUGAGUCCGUUUCGCAACAUCCCGAAAAGGCGUCCCAAACCGACGAAUGCUUAAUGUUCGCAGUCUACCACUGCGCCGUCUUCUCAAUUACAGAUGACCAAUGUAUGAAACAACUCAGACAGGAGCGAUCUACACUGAUGCAACAAUUUCAUUCUGCUGCACGCCAGGCUCUUGUGAAUGCAUCGUUUCUCAGGACAACUAAAAUCUCCGUUUUGCAAGCGUUUUAUCUUUUCAUUCUAUCCAGCCGUUACGUAUACGAUCCGCACACGUACUGGAUCCUGACGGGGAUAUCUGCUCGUAUAGGACAGCGAAUCGGUCUUCAUCGUGAUGGAGAGAAGCUGGGUUUGCCACCAUAUGACGUGGAGCUGAGACGACGAUUGUUUUAUCAGAUCUUUCCCCACGACGGCAGAGCAAGUCAAUCGGCAGGUAUCGAUUAUGCUAGCCUGCCCGAAGCAUGGGAUACAAAACCUCCUCUCAACAUCAAUGACAAUCAGAUUUGGCCUGGGAUGACAGAGAAACCGGUCGAGCAGAAUGGCGCAACGGAGAUGAUUUUUUGUCUAUCCCGCGCAUAUGUUGGCAAGAGGUUGGCCAGGUCGGGCAAACCAAUCAACGGCGCAGCACCCUGGAGCUUCCCCGAUCAUCACGAAGCCGAGAAGGUCAUUAAUAAAGCAGAAGCCGAAGUGGAAGAGAAGUUCAUUCGUUACUGUGACAUUGUUGAUCCGUUACACUUCCUUACUAUUGGACUUGCGAGGUCCGGUAUGACGGCCAUGCGACUCAAGCUUCGCCUUCCCAAGAUUAGGGAUCAGACUGCCAGCGACGAGGAGCGGCAGGAGCUCUUCAAAUUAGCGCAGAAGACCCUGGAGACUGAUGCAGCUGUUCAUGCUCAUGGGGGUACAAGCCGGUUCCAGUGGCACAUCAAACCGUUCUUUCUGUGGGGCACGCGAGACUCAUUGAUCUUCAUCCUGACUACACUCUCAAAGAGACGAGACUUACUCUACCCCGAACAAAUCGAUGCCGCUUGGAAAAGUAUGGCGCAGCUUUAUCAGAACCACGAUGAGCUCCUUGAUGGUAAGCAGGCGCUGAAUGUUGCUCUUCGACGCCUUGCUCUGCAAACCUGGGAUUCCUACCGAUCGAGCAGUGGUGACCUAGAACCACGCUUCAUCAGUACAUUGAGGUCCUUGCAAGAGAGAAAAGAAAGGAGGCAAAACAAACAAGACAAGUCGAUGUAUGUUACGCCUGAUGCGGCGUCAUCGAGUGGUCCCUCGCCUAUGAGCGGCAUGAAUACAUCGUUUGACAGUCACUCAGGGAGCAUUGCCUUUGAUGUGGGCCAAAUCCUUGAAUUUGAUGUGGAUGACUGGGUAUUUUGGGAUCAGCUCCUUCAAGACCACCCCCAAGCCUAG